CGUGCCCUCCUUGGGCCAGGGCGCCGCUUCUGACACAGCGCUUUCGUACUGUCACUCUGCGGCCCACGACAGGCCCGGAGGACAGAGACCGUGGUCCCCAUUGUUCAGAUGGGACCCUUGAGUCCUGCGGGCGCAGAGUCGGCCUGCCCAGAGACGCAGCCAGUUCCUACUGCAGUCUCUGGAAGAUCUGGACACGAGUUUAAGGAAACUCAACUCCCGCCUGUUUGUGGUCCGGGGACAGCCAGCGGACGUGUUCCCGAGGCUGUUCAAGGAGUGGGGGGUGACCCGCCUGACCUUUGAAUACGACUCCGAGCCCUUUGGGAAGGAACGGGAUGCAGCCAUCAUGAAGAUGGCCAAGGAGGCUGGAGUGGAGGUGGUGACUGAGAACUCCCAUACCCUCUAUGACCUGGACAGGCGGCUCCGUGCGGACACCAGGGAACCUGGCGUUGAGUCCCAGCUUUGGCCCUGCCUUGCUCCGUUACCAGAGGCUCCUGCUCCAGCUCUCUGGGCUUCAUUUUCCCUCUCGGAUCAUUGAGCUGAAUGGGCAGAAGCCGCCGCUUACUUACAAGCGCUUUCAGGCCAUCAUCAGCCGCAUGGAGCUGCCCAAGAAGCCGGUGGGUGCGGUGAGCAGCCAGCAGAUGAAGAGCUGCCGAGCGGAGAUCCAGGAGAACCACGAUGACACCUAUGGCGUGCCCUCCCUGGAGGAGCUGGGGUUCCCCACCGAAGGACUCGGCCCCGCUGUCUGGCAAGGAGGAGAGACAGAAGCCCUGGCCCGCCUGGAUAAGCACUUGGAACGGAAGGCCUGGGUUGCCAACUACGAGAGACCCCGAAUGAAUGCCAACUCCCUGCUGGCCAGCCCCACAGGCCUCAGCCCCUACCUGCGCUUUGGCUGCCUCUCCUGCCGCCUCUUCUACUACCGCCUGUGGGACCUGUAUAAAAAGGUGAAGCGGAACAGCACGCCUCCCCUGUCUCUGUUUGGGCAACUCCUGUGGCGAGAGUUCUUCUACACAGCAGCCACCAACAACCCCAGGUUUGACCGCAUGGAGGGGAACCCCAUCUGCAUCCAGAUCCCCUGGGACCGCAACCCCGAAGCCCUGGCCAAGUGGGCUGAGGGCAAGACAGGCUUCCCUUGGAUUGACGCCAUCAUGACCCAACUGAGGCAGGAGGGCUGGAUCCACCACCUGGCCCGGCACGCCGUGGCCUGCUUCCUCACCCGCGGGGACCUCUGGGUCAGCUGGGAGAGCGGGGUCCGGGUAUUCGAUGAGCUGCUGCUGGAUGCGGACUUCAGCGUGAAUGCGGGCAGCUGGAUGUGGCUGUCCUGCAGCGCUUUCUUCCAGCAGUUCUUCCACUGCUACUGCCCUGUCGGCUUCGGCCGCCGCACGGACCCCAGUGGGGACUAUAUCAGGCGAUACCUGCCGAAAUUGAAAGGGUUCCCCUCUCGGUACAUCUAUGAGCCCUGGAACGCCCCAGAGUCGGUUCAGAAGGCAGCCAAGUGCAUCAUCGGUGUGGACUACCCACGGCCCAUCGUCAACCAUGCCGAGACCAGCCGGCUCAACAUUGAGCGCAUGAAGCAGAUUUACCAGCAGCUCUCUCGCUACCGGGGCCUCUGUCUACUGGCAUCUGUCCCCUCCUGUGUGGAAGACCUCAGCCACCCUGUGGCAGAGCCCACCUUGAGCCAGGCCGGGAGCAGCAGCAGCACGGGCCCCAGGUCACUACCUGAUGGUCCAGCAUCCCCCAAACGAAAGCUGGAAGCAGCUGAGGAGCCACCUGGGGAAGAACUCAGCAAACGAGCCAGGGUGGCAGAGCUGCCCGCCCCCGAGCCCACGAGCAAGGACGCCUGAGAUUGCAGAGCCACUGCUCCAUGAGCAAAGCCUGGGUGCCCAAGCAGCUACCGUGGCCAGAGUGCAACCCACCAAGAAGCUGAAGAAGCUGAUCACCGACGGAGACAGAGCGUGUGUGUGUGUGUGUGUGUGUGUGUGUGUGUGUGUGUGUGUGCGCAUACAUAUUUACACUCAUGAUCCUGAGUGCUGCCUGGGCUGGAGGAGUGCCUGGAGCAGCCACCUGGCCUCCAAACCUAAGGCUAGAGGUCAUGGCCCUGACCUUCCACCUUGUCUGAGUAGGACGUAGUAGAAGGACCCUGCUGGGGAAGAGCAGAAGGCCCACAUUUCGCGGCUCUUGUCCAAAGCACAGGAUUCUAGUGGCGGCCGGAGUCCUGCUGAGUUCCCACUUGGACGCAGGAGACGGGGCAGGCUGGAACGGGUGGGUGCUGCCCAGACGUAGCCACCUGGCCUGUCUUCUCUCCUAUUUUAAAAUCCCCUGCCACCGAUCCUCAUCUGGGACUGAGGACAAGGCUCUAGACAGAUCUGGAAAGUCUCUGCUCUCAGAUGGAAGUAUGCCCAGAUCCCUGACUGGUGUAGUAGCCAAGGAAACACAUCUGCCCUUUCAGGCUUGGACCCCAAAGUGAGGAACAGAAUCCCAGCUGUCACUGUUCCACCCCCAGAAGCUGAAAGCCAGUGCAGAGCCUACCCAGGAGCUGUGCAGGGGCUGGCCUCCGAGAGCUAGUCCCUCCACCAGGAGACUAGGCCAGGUGGCCACACUGCAGGACUUCACGGUGCUCAGUGAGGACAGCUGACGGCCAGCCAGGGAGGCCGGCUCAUCAUUGUUCUGUAGGCUUCCAGGGCCUGCCACGGGCUGGUCCAUAUCCAAGCUGCCGUGUCAGCUGUCCCAGGAGACAGCUGACAGAGGGACUGGGUGGGGGACUGCCAGAGGCACUCACACCCAGCACACCAUCCCUUCCAGAGGCAAUAGGCAGGGGUCUGCACCAGAGCAGCCAGGCCUGCAUUCCAGGGAUGGCCUGGGCCUCUGCUCCCCGCACUGUCACAGGCCUGUGCUGAGGAAAGCCAUGAGAAGGCCUAUGUGGCCAGCUAGAGCAAGUCUUCCUUCCACCCCGUGGCCUACACUUGAGCCACAGAGCGUGCACCUGUGUGUGUGUGUGUGUGUGUGUGUGUGUGUACGUGCGUGUGUGUGCGUGUGUGCACGUGUGUGCCCACGCAUGCACAGAGCUGAAAGGCUAACUAGCUCCUGUUGGGUUUGGUUUUCACGUGUCACAUUAAGCUGGCCUCUGGGCCUCUUCCUCUCUACCUCCCCUGUGACCUUUCCAGCCUCAGAGCUGUUGACUCCCAUGGUCCGCCUUCACUGUCUCAUCCUCAAACCAGAACCCUGGGGCAGGCUCCUGUCUCCUCAGUGUCCAGCACAUUGACAGGCUUCUUCCUGAGAUGGCCUCUAGAGUCCCGCUCUUCUGUGUGUCACCCUCACCAGAGAUGUCCUGUAAUCAUGUGGGGAAACGGCAUAGGUGAUGGUGUUUUCAGAGCACUGGGUGGGGGCUUUCCUUCCCUCAGCCCCAGCCGGGAGGAAGGAGAGUGGGGCGAGCCUGGAAGGUCAAAGGCUGAGGGCCAGACUCAGUAUUUAUUUAGCAGCACCUUCAGCUACCAGGAUGAUUCCCUUCUCCUGCCUAUUGGAUGGCUCUCUUCCCCUCUCUGCCAUUCCCAGCACACUGGCCCAUUCCCAGGACAAGCUUCCUGUGCAAUGGAGCGGUCCACUCCUGGAGCUCUGGGGAGAGGUGUGGUGGCCUGGAGCUCCAUGAUGGCUCAUGCCUCCCUCCUGGCCCAGGUGUCUCUGGGGCUGCCAUCGAGCAAUGCCCCAGACCCUGAUCCAAGGACCAGCUCAGGGAAGAGACAGUUGCAGGCAAAAUGCACUUUAUAGAGAUUUUCGAUUGCUGGGAAGGUGUGUUUCUCCCACAGUUUGUGCAUAUUCACUUGUUUUAUAAACGUCUGAUCCUGUCUGA
Heterocephalus glaber (naked mole-rat) is the source of this 3844-nucleotide messenger RNA. RefSeq names its product cryptochrome circadian regulator 2 (gene Cry2). Gene Ontology annotation, molecular function: DNA binding; FAD binding. The record is from RefSeq and is a predicted model, not a curated record. Gene Ontology annotation, cellular component: nucleus; cytoplasm. Gene Ontology annotation, biological process: entrainment of circadian clock by photoperiod; circadian regulation of gene expression; negative regulation of DNA-templated transcription. NCBI's taxonomy places the organism in Eukaryota, Metazoa, Chordata, Mammalia, Rodentia, Bathyergidae.